CAGCGGGGCCGGCCUCCGCUCAGCAACACGCCGACAUGCUUUCGGAGAGCCACAUUGCUCGCACUCAUUUCAACAAUAGCACUUAGUCAUCCCCCAUCCAAAGUUGGUUCACACAGACCAGAUAACGUGCAAGUGAGGUGGCGGGAGAUGAAGAUUACUGUUUGUGUUUUGUCAACCAGUAGACAGGAUGAUCCCUGUAGGUUCUGCCGGUACAGCAUUUGCAGUAAGCUGUGGGUUUGUUUUAAGAGGGUCUUGAAGUGGGAGCAGCGAUGUUGUCUUGGUACAUCUGUGAAGUUGGUCAGCCAAAUUUAUCACAAGUGCUUGAAAAUGCCUUCCCUGACUCAGUCAUCAUCGAAGUUAAUAAUUUGGUACUGAAUAACCCAGUUUAAAAAAUGUAUUUUAAAUGGAGCACAAGUCCGUUGACUUGUCUCUAGCAUCACAUGGAUAUAAAAAUCCUCAAAGGUUAGGAAAACCUGUGUCGCACGUUAGGGCUGAAAGAUAUAUCAUAGUCAUAUUACUAUAUAGGUUUGCACCUUCCAGGUAUUAAUAUCGGAAUAAUAUCACAAAUAACCACGGUCAUGUCCUGCUUGCCCUUCAGUGACAGCGUCAGCCAGCCGGAGGCAGACAUCCGACUUUACGGGUGCUUGAUCGUGAUUUUUUUUUUUUUUCCAAAAAUAUUAUUUACAACAUAUUUCAAGACAACAUGUCCAUAUAGUAUUGUAUCGAGAUAUCUGGCAUGAACAUCGAAAUAUGACAUUUUGUUCGUAACGUUCAGCCCUACAUUACAUCCCAGUUAUUCCAAGUGGAUGUUGAUUUUCACUAAAAUGUGAGACCCUCUCAUGCGCUUACAACUUGGGUCUCUCCUGGAUCACCUCACACCCAAGAUAUCCAUCUCCAUAUCCACCUCACAAAAUGCCUCAAUCACCGCUACCAGACUCUGUACUGAAAUAACCGCAGCUCUUCUCUGAAUCUCACACCUCUUUUACACCACCUGCCGCAGAAGAUUUUGAACAGCUUCCAAGAAUAAAAAGAGGACCAGCCAAACUUCUGCGCCCUGACAUUAGAUGAGUGUUUCAUAACCCUACGGUCCGUUCAAGCCUGUUCCUGCUCAAUAUUAAUACUCCCCAAACAUGGUUGCUGCAGGUUUACAAGCGCGAGCUCUGCUUGAGUGUUUUGCUGCCUGAGGGACAUGAAAGAUCAAAAAUGCUCUACCACGGAAGGGGUGUUGGACUUGGCUCGCAGUGAGGAUCUUCUUGGUCCUAUUCGUGCCUGCUGCUCUCUCAUCACCUUCCGUAGGUCUGAUGGAGAUAAAGGCACUAAUGAGGCCGAGGAGUCCGCCCUGCAGGAAAGCUGGAGCAGGUUCACUAGAUUUUAUCAGUAAAAAGAGGAACUACUGUGAGUCAAGCCAUGAAACGGCCACUUCAGUGUUGGUGGUGGUUGCUCAGCGGUCGGUACGCUGGCGUUGGUCAUCUCACUUGUUGUGGGAGUGACGCUGUUUUUAGUAGAGAGUGAGCACCCGGCACAGUUUUGAACUGUUGCAUAACUCCUGCUGCUUAUCGCUCCACCACUGUCUGGCUGAUAAACAAGGGAAGCUCAGUGGUUUGGUUUUCCUCUGAUUGUGAUGCCUGGACGCACUCUGUCAACAUCAGAAGGGAUUCAGUUCUCAGGGGACGACUGUCGAUGAGUGAGGAGAGCCAGAAUGAUCAGACACGAAUCAGCUUCCCAUUGGCACCGUCCGCUAUUCUCAAGAUACGAGGCGACACACACAGCAGCGUCAUUAGGGGCAGACAGACUCAGGAGGUGCAGGAGUGUUGAUGCAAGCUUCUUCCCUGUCCAUCAGCCUGUGAGGGCCAGACCCUCCUUGAUCUUCUUGUCUCUACUCAGCAGUGAGGAAGACACCAAGCCGCUGAGGCCUGCCACUUCACAGAGGGCGGACACUGAAGCCCACUGCUCUCAGGUCGACGGCCAAGUGAGCCCACCAGACACAUCUGCUGCCCAACAAAAUGUCACCAGCUAUUUCCCUGACUGGGCGUUUUCACCGUCUACAGUUCAGGCAGAUGACGAUCUAAAGACUGAUUCUGAAGAACCCUGCGAUUCCAGCAUGUUGUCUUCUACUAUGGCGACGGUCCUGGCUCCACACUUUGGUCGACGGACCCAAAGGUUCGACAGUCAAGGGAAUAUGCAGGAUGGGACAAAAGUUCAAACAAGCCCCUCUCGAGAGUUUCAGGGGACCCAGCGUAGUGUGGGCAGGAUGUUUUCUAAUGCGUCUCAGGACCAGCUAAGAUCCAGGAGGAGCACAGUGGAUUGGUCGUCUAGCAGUGGCCCUGUAAGCUUGAACAGCAGCACAAAGAGUUAUACGCUUCAGUCCAUUCCGACAGGAGUUUCAUCUGAGGCUACGGUUAACAGAAACAAAGUAGGAUCCGCGCGACCUGAAAUCAGGUCCUCCUCGAUCAUGUCGAGCGUGGACCGAAAGAACACAGAGCAGAUCUCAUCUCUAGGCUCCAAGCCGACAACCAGCAGUCUUCUUCUGUCUUUACGAAGGAUGAAUUCCAACCGAAGUGGAACAUCAUCAGCCUCUGAAGUCCAACCACCAACUCAGAGCAGUUCACCUCAAACUGAAAAUGGGAAAAUUUUCAAGACACUCCUUUCCCACACCCUCAGCAGUCCUUCCCAGGAAAGGUUCAAUCCAACGUCGUCUUCGUCGUCUGGCACACAUCAGACUUCUGAAACUGGUGCGCCAUCAGCCUGGUCCUCUUCAUCCACUGACAAGGUUGCAGACAGGUCUACUCAGAGAAUUAGCCAAACCCAGUCCCGUUUCCUGGCCUCAAGACAGGCCUUCAUGGAGGGCAGAGCGUACAGCAGUCUACAAGAGAGGGCAGAUGUGGGGAAAGAGCUCUCAAAGUCGUCCCCCCGAGAUUCUGUAAAUGGAGUCAAAACUGUACCAUUAAAGACAACCCUGUCUGAAUCCUCAGCUGGGUGGAGGCAACAUAGCUAUGACUCACCUCCACUCGGCAUAAAUGAUGCAAACGCACUAAAGAAGCACGACUUGGUUUCAUCGAAUAACAUCUACAACUUGUCGUCAUCAGGUUUGACCAACAGUAAAAGACCAGCAAAUGAAGUCAUCAAUAACGGACCCAGCUGCAAGACAACAUACUCCUUUAACUUGUCCACUAUCAAAAAAUCGUCACUGGAACUUGAGAAGAAACCAAAGGAGGUGAAAAGCGAAGGCCUGCAGGCGCAUCAAAAUCUGCCUGAUCUUUUGGUGAGUUCCAAAAUAACCUCCACUUCAGCACAAGCCCCAAAUAUGACCUUCAGAAAACCCUCUCUGACUCUUGACCUGAGCAGCAGCUUCACACCUGGCAGAGCCCAGGGCUCCCCUCCUUAUCAAAUGAGUCCAGUCUCCCCUCCAAGAAAUAAUCCUAGUCCGUCAUUCCCUGGAUCAGGUUCACGUCAGACAACUUCCCCCUCGCCUAUUGGCUUUGAGAGGAGCUAUGCUUCCAUGCCGAAGCCAUUUCAAUCGGAUGCGGGGUCCAAAAUUAGUCACACAGUUGACAUCAUGUCGAAGAGGAACUACACUCCACGCCACAGCACCUCCCUGUUCUCCACAAAAAGCCUUCAGGGUGCGCCAGUAUCACCCAACCCGUCCGCCCUUUCUCCACCUCCUGCCAAUACGUUGCAUCUUCUCACUCCCCCGUCCACGCCGGUAUCCCCCACCCCCAGUUACUCGGACACUUCCAGCCCUAAAGAAGGGAGGGCCUGUUCCAGCGGCGUGGAAAAAAGCACUGAGAAACCUGAGAAGGUGGAGCUCACAAAAGAGAAGAAAAAGAGACGCGUGACGUGGGAGGAUUCAGUGGAGAAUUCCAAGCCAGUUUCAGACGAGAGGUUGGACACAUCCUCCAGGAGCCCUCAGUCACCAACAAGGUCACCCCGAGGCAUUAAUGCUCCCUCCAUAUUCUCCUUUCUGAGAACAAACAGCCCCACCAGCCAUUCUCCUCCCGCGUCCACCCCGUCACCCCGGAUAAGUUCAAUGCAGCUGGGGAAAAAAGACAAGUAUCGAUCCUUUUCAUCCGACUCUGCUGAUGUACUGUCCAGCGACAACAGAUCCAGACACAGAUUCAGCGACACCGUGGACUUAGGCCAACGCAGACAGGAGGCAGUUGGCGUCCACUCUCGCUCCACUGAAGCUCUUUCUCUGCCGCCAGACUUUUUAAGCGGGUACAAAGUUCGCUACAGCUCCCCUCCAUAUUCAACUCUGGUGUCCACCAGAUCAAUACAAGGCGAGGGGAAAAGACCCACGCCAAGAUCGCCCCUCUUCAAAGAAGAGCCCCAGUCAAACUAUACAGGACAGAACCGGUACAUACUGUCUCACCGAGCUGAAGAUUUGAGUUCCCCAAAGUCAGGACCUCGUCAGUCGACCGCAAAGGCUGCAUCGUAUAGUGAUGGAUUUAACAGUGACGGUAGCAACCACAGUGGUCCUUUAUUGCUUGUAGACAACAGACUUCAGGUUGGCCCCAAGGACAAACAGGCUCACGGCUCCUCAUCCUGUGUGACUGAGACGCUUGUCUAUAGCGUCAAUACUAAGGCUAAUAACUCGAUCACUAGGAGCACGAAACCAGAUCUGCUGCCGGAUACUUUCAUCUCACCUGCUUCCUCGUCUGCUAACUGUGAACGGGAGACACAGAAAGAUUCGGGCGUUGCUUUAAGUCACAGUGGUUCCAGGCUGGCAGAUGAUGUCAGCCCAGGCCAAAAUCAAAGAACUGCUGUGAUGGGGAAAAACAGGCUUCCUUCCUUGGAGGAUAACAAAGAGCAAAACCCCAAGAAAAGCCGUUUUGUUUUAAGGAAGUCUGCCAGCGCGCCAAACUCUCAUUUGUCCAGGUCCGACUCAGACCGAUCCAACAAGACCAACAGCAAAAUGACAGUCCUCAGCAAACUGAAACAGACGUUCAGCACCAGGAGGUCCGAAGAGGAUCCCUUGUUUCCGUGGAGGUUUAAGCGUUCUUCACAACCUCCCUCUCUCAGUGGAUUAAGUGACACUAGCACCAGCAGCGAAAGUGCAGAGUCCAACAAAACACCACACAAAGGGAAGGAGUGCGUGAACAAGGAGAAAGAAAACGAAAGGGAGAGAAACGACGGAUGGAUUCAAAAGAGAUACUCCAACCCUGUGUCUCUGAAAAGUACCAAAGAAAGUCAGCAAUUUUCUCUUGCCCCAGAUAGCGGGGUUGAGGAUGGAGGACAAGUGCCUCAGAAUCUGAGUGAAGAAAGAACUAGAGCCAAUUGGACAACAAGUCUCUCCACCAGUCUUCAGAUUGAAGGUGGCAAUGGUGACAUCACAGCUAGUAACUCCCUGAGUCAGCCCGGCAAAGAUGCCGGCCUCAGCAUCUCACCCGUUCACAGUCAGCUGGCAACUAGUCCAAGAAGCCCCUUUUCACCAUUCCCCUCGUUGUCCCCGCUGUCCCCACACUCUCCACCAGACGCUAUUGAUGACAACGUCUUCUACAGCCCCAAGCUACGCCGUCGAAAGGACUCCUUGUCUCCACGGGAGCCCAGAGAGGGGAUCAGCCUCGGAGGAGCAACAAGAAGCCGGCUAUCGACAGGUCCUCCGAGUGCAGCCUCAGGAAAUACUGACUGCUUGACGUCGUCCUAUGCUGACCUGAAGUAUGGCAUUGAGCCUGGGAGGUCAGUUUCCGUCAGUUCUGUCCUCUCCAGUCGGCCUUCGGGGCCCGGGCGGAUUUCUACUGGAUCCAGGGUUAUGAGCGUCGGGGACCUCACCGCACCAAGCUUGUCCUGCAGACGUUCCAGCAGGGAUUCUGACCAGUGGGCGCUUUACCCCUCCUGGACCACAGACCUCAGUGACAGCGCCCUGGCGUAUUCCCAGGACGACGCAAGUCAAAUGAGGUCUCGAUCUCUUCCACGUUCACUAACCCGCCGUUUGGCCAACUGGGGAUCAGAGCUGUCUGGGCCACCUCCACCACUAACCACGUCAAAGUCAGCUGGUCUCUGGAGCCCGAGUUUAAACAUUUGUCAGUUCACAUGGGACACAGAGGCCCCCCCGACUCCGCCUCCAACGCCCCCCCCUGCCACCAGGCGCAUGUCAAAACCUUCCUCCUCAAACUCACCCGUCUCACCCGGAGAGUCACAGGACAGUCCACCACCCAGGGGACGUCUGCCCUCCAGGGGUUACAUCUCAAGUCUCAGCAGCUUCCAGGAAUCCUCAGAAAGCGGUUCCGACACAACAACAGACGAUGAAUAUUACCUGGAAACAGAUGAAGAAAGAGAGACGGAACUGUGAAAGAGCGGAAGCCUCAGCCUGGCAGGAAGAGAGCAGGAGAGAAUAAAUGACAGAAUGCAGAGUCUCAGAAAACUUUCAAUGGUCCUGGUGAUUUGCUUCUUUUUCUUUUUUGUGGCAAUACUGUUGAUUUUGCGUCUGUAAAUGAUGAACUCUUUUUAUAUGUUUUUGUAUAUUGUGCUCCUUGAGAUGAGAUUGUGGGCCUGCAUGGCACCUUGGGUGGGAUGAAGUCAGCUCUAGGUUUGGGGUUGAAACUAACACACAUUGAGUGAUCGCUGUCUAAAGGGAAGCUUGAGAUAAUAAUGUGUGCCACAAUUCGCCUUUGGACGUUUGCAUGGUUGUUUAAUCAUUAAAGCGUAUGAAAGAGCUGCGCUGGAUGUUAUUGGACGUCAGAUUUAUGAGGCGUCGUGAUGAAUGCUACUGAGGCGCGCGGCUGCUCUCACAGAAGUGCUCUGUCAAAUUUCUGACAUUUUUCUAAAUUAAAUAUUGUAUUUGCAAUAACCACAUCAAAGUUCUAAUAUAUUUUAUAAAUAAAAA
Synchiropus splendidus (mandarinfish) is the source of this 6823-nucleotide messenger RNA. RefSeq names its product mucin-12. Bases 1700 to 6289 code for a protein of 1529 amino acids. Lineage: Eukaryota; Metazoa; Chordata; Actinopteri; Syngnathiformes; Callionymidae. The transcript is spliced from 5 exons. The record is from RefSeq and is a predicted model, not a curated record.